AUGGAACGGGUUCACCAUUUUAGUGAUGGGGAUCCUAUCUUCCGCCAUUUGGAAGCGGUAAGGUCUCUAAUACCCGUGAUUCUCGACAACCCGGUAGACAUCAGGAACAACAACAAGUUAGUCAAAGGAAAAUAUAUUGUUCCCUUAAAAGCACCGGAAUUUAUGCCUGACUACGCUCGAGAGCAUCUGCAAAUGAACAGCUUAGCAAGCGAAGGUGUAGCACUGAACUCACGCACCGCUCAAAGUGGAGUUACUCCACCGGAGAUGGAAUACCUAGCUGAAGAAGCGGCACCGCGAUAUCGACGAUCCUGA
Messenger RNA from Echinostoma caproni, 312 nucleotides. NCBI's taxonomy places the organism in Eukaryota, Metazoa, Platyhelminthes, Trematoda, Plagiorchiida, Echinostomatidae. The record is from the annotation of a GenBank genome assembly.